Molecule: messenger RNA, 7656 nt
Organism: Cydia splendana
Lineage: Eukaryota; Metazoa; Arthropoda; Insecta; Lepidoptera; Tortricidae
Gene: TTLL5
Product: tubulin polyglutamylase TTLL5
Exons: 19
Coding region: 6-3131 (1041 amino acids)
Biological process (GO): protein polyglutamylation; microtubule cytoskeleton organization
Cellular component (GO): cilium
Molecular function (GO): tubulin-glutamic acid ligase activity; tubulin binding
Source: RefSeq, a predicted model, not a curated record
UCCCUAUGUUGGCUCGAGCCAUGGAUCCCGUGGAGGAGGAACUGCUAGUGAGUAAGACCCCUCCCGUCCCGGACACACCUAGGGUACAUGCAAAAUGCCACAACCGUCCACAUACCAGUCCACAUGUCCUAUCAGGAGCAUCGAAUCCGUCUACCUCCGGCCUUCAAACGCAGGACAGCAUGAGAACACAUGACGAAGAAGUCAACACAGGCAGAGAUAAGGACAAUAAGGAGGCAUGUGUGUCCGACUGGCUUUCAGGCGGACCCCUCGGCUCCAAAGGUGUGGUACUCGUGUUCCGAUCAUGUGUCCUGGCCUCCCGAACUCCCUCCUUGGAAUCCACCACCAAAUCCAUAGGACAAAACACAGGCACCGCUAUCUUAUUAAACAAAGCCAAACACAUGGCGAGACGACUAGUCCCCGAGCCCCACACGUUCAAACCCAACAACAUAAUGCACGAAGUCAUGGAGACGUUCGGCCACAGCAACAAGUUCGCGGGGCAGGCUUACGUCGUCCGACAUGUUAGUGAAUCAGAACUGCCAGAGACAAUGUCAAUAGAAGAGCAGGGCCACGAAAGCAGGGACGCGGUGCAUAAGAGGGAUAUAGAGGAUGUGUUGAACGAUCUGAGUAAGAUCACGCUGAAGAAACAUCUGAACAUCGAGAACACAACAGCGAACAUCAAGCCACCGGAAGAUCCCCCACCUCCCGUCGUCGAAGAUAAAAAGGCCAAAAAGAACAAAGGGAAAAACAAGAGAAAAACCAAUAUACAUAAGAAAAUUUCCGUAACAAAUCUACAAAUUGGCAGUCCAACAGAUAGCGACGAUUCGGAGCAACUAGUCAAAGAGGUGGACAGCGUCAAGGUCCUGGAAAGCAACUGCAUGCCCGCCCGGCUGCUCAAAAUCACAUACAAACUAGUCAACACUGAAACCAAACUCCUCCACCGAUUACUCCAAGCCCAUGGUCUAGUAGAGGCCGUGCCCGACGCCAGAGAUGUCAACCUCUUGUGGUCCGGAUUACACCCUAAACCAGAUGUACUAAGAUCUCUGUCGCCUUACCAACGAGUCAACCAUUUUCCGAGAUCAUACGAGCUCACACGCAAAGACAAGCUAUUCAAGAACAUAGAGAAAAUGCAAUACUUCCGCGGCCUGAAGCACUUCGACUUCAUACCCACUACGUUUCUCAUGCCGGCAGAGUUCAAGGAAUUGUGCACGGCGCAUUACAGGACCAAGGGGCCGUGGAUUGUGAAGCCGGCCGCUUCUAGUAGGGGACGGGGGAUUUAUAUUGUUAAUACUCCCGAACAAAUCCCAAAAGGCGAAAACGUGGUCGUCGCCAAAUACAUAGACAAGCCACUCCUCAUAGGCGGGCACAAAUGCGACCUCCGCCUCUAUGUGUGCGUGACGUCCAUAGACCCACUACUGAUAUACUUGUAUGAGGAGGGCUUGGUGCGGUUCGCGACUGUCAAGUAUGAUAAGACGAACAAGAAUCUCUGGAACCCGUGCAUGCAUCUGUGCAAUUAUAGCAUUAAUAAAUAUCAUACGGAUUAUAUCAAAUGCGACGACCCAAACGCUGGCAACAUCGGCCACAAAUGGACUUUAUCCGCACUACUGCGCCACCUACGAAAGCAGGGCCGCAACACAACAGCCCUCAUGGCUUCCAUCGAGGACCUGGUAGUCAAGUCCAUCCUCUCCUCGGCGCAGACCAUCACGGCCGCCGCCAGGAUAUUCGUGCCUAACUUCUUCAACUGCUUUGAAUUGUUCGGGUACGAUAUCCUCAUCGACGAUAUGCUGAAGCCGUGGCUUCUUGAGAUCAACUUAUCACCCAGCUUAGCAUGUGAGAGUCCUCUAGACGCACGCGUCAAAUCAGCUCUGUUAGCUGACACGCUGACUCUAGUAGGGCUCCCGGCCGUGUCCAUGGGGAAAACGGAGGCUGCGCCGCAGAACUCGCUCAAGAUGAGGAUCGGAGCGUGUCGGCGCGUCCAUUCCGCCGAGAACGUAUGCGCGGGCCGAACGAACAACAAGCCCAGCGGACAAACCGAGCCAGCGGCCUUGACCAGUGAAGAGUUGCGUCUAGUGCGAGCGGUGCGAGCGCAGUACGCCAGGCGGGGAGGGUUCGUGCGCAUCUUCCCCAGCCAGAACAGCUGGCAGAAGUACGCGCAGUACCUCGACCCCGUCUCCGGCAUCCCAGUAUGCUCUACCUCCCUCAACAACAACGUGCCCUACAACGUGGUCCCGCACAACUACAACUUGCUGGUGCACGCGCACGUGCUGCCGCACUUCGCGCACGCCACGGCCGCCACCAGCACCAGCCUCGCGCCGCAGCCCAUGCCCACUCCGAAUAGAUUAAAACGCUACGAGACUGUAACCAUAACGAGUACAGCGCCGGCCAUCAACUUGUCCGAACACACGCCUGCGCCCGCGCCCAGCGACUCGCGGCACGCUAAGGCACUUGUUAAGAAACAGCUCGCCGACGGAAUGAGGCUCACGAUGGGCGAAGUCCGCCGCGCCUUCGGGCUGUACCUGACGCACAUCCUCAAGCGCGUCUCGUGCCCCUCCAACGAGCUCGGCGCGGCGCACGCGGCGCUCGUGCUGCGCUUCCUCAAGCGCGCCUCCAACACGCUCCGGAUGCCUUACAAUGUAAAGGGCCCCUCAAUCAAGAUGUGCGACAAGGACCGCUGCGCUGUCGUCGCCAAGCAGCUGAACGAUUUCCUCUACAUGUACUAUCGGGAGACGGACUUGUACACCGACAGCGAAGACAGAGAGAACUGUGUGUCUAACAUCAACUUUGCACAGUUCCUUUAUUCUGCCAGCGAAGCGGACCUAGAAGACGUGCUCCUCCUCCACCUGAAGAUGGAGCACUACGUGACCCUAUUCCUGAGCGACACCCGAGCGCCGUACUGCGUGGACCUCCCCCCCGCCAAACUCAACGGCUCCGGCCGACACACGCUGCUCAAGUACCUCGCCUGCCUUGCACCCAUCAACACCAGGAGAUACAGACCACCCUCAGACUCCUGCAGCAAAGCCGAAGACUCCAUGAACUCCUCGAUGCCUUCCUUCACCGACUCCGACGUGGUCAUCAAAGAGUCCAUGAAACAGGAGAAACCGCUACCCCAAGCCUUGAAGUUCGCGAAGUCAUAGCAUAGGACCUUGAGGAACUUCACGCUACCACGCAUUAAAUCUUGAGGUUAGAACCUAUCACGCCACCACGCAUUAAGUCGUGAGGUUAGAAUACCUACUGCGAUAUGUGUGUUUCGGCGCUGUGGGCGUGACUACUUACGACGAUGCGAGACGUUUUUGGCGUUCAAAGGGAAAGGAUAACUUCUAUUUUAAGCGGGGUCGGGGGGGAGAAGGGGGAAGGAUAGGUUGUCAAGUCUAAUUAAAAUAUUAUUAACUAGGCAAAAUGAAUUAAUGUCCUUAAAAACUGGAUUGAGACCUCAAUAGUCCGGUGAAAAGCAAAUUUCGUCUUGCAUCCACAUUUGUCAUGAUUAUAACGUUGUAAUAUAUUAUUCAAAUUACUUAAAAGCUUACUUUAAAGAGUACCUACGUUUACAAUACAAGAGAGGAGGCCUUAUGGCAAUGACAUACUAUUUUAAUGUCGGGUGAAUAUGCAAUAAAUAAAUAAAUUUCAUGUGUGUGUUCCAUUUGAAUGCGUAUGUUGCAAAGUCAUUUUAAAAACACAUCAUCAUCAAGUCCAAUAAUAAAACAGAAUAAUUGAAUUCUAAGUAUUUUCUCUAAAAUUGGACUUAAUAAUAUUGUGUGGUGUUUUUCGGAAUCUCUUAGCUACGCUUACGUCGCUUUUAAACGGAUGUGAAAACAAUUAUUUACUAUAAGGAUAUAUUUAGUUGAUAAUACCACGUGAUAAUAAAGGUUUAAUGUAAAAUUAGGCCGCUAGAUGGCAGUGUUAGUACUUAAGGGAUUUUGCAAAAAAUGUGGGUAUUCUGAUUGAUAAAUGGUUGAAGGCAGUGGCUAUGAUUAAAGCGGAUUUCACAUUCACUGAUAUACAUGCUGCUCCGGUGUGCGAGGGGGACAUAGCAUAAGUGCAUCGCGCUCACUCGCCGGAGCGUCGUGCGGAUCCACAUGAAUGUGAUAACCGAGUAAAGCCAAAUAUCAUGAGACUAUGCAGUAGAUCUGGGUACUGAGGGCGCAGCACGGUUCCAUUUUUAUCGCCUGUCACUAUGCGCGUCCCUUUCGCACUUACAUACUUGUUAGAACGUGACAGGCAUGGUGACAAGCGAUAAAAAUGCGAUCGUGCUGCCGCCGCUGGAGACAGGCAAGGUAAAAGUUAAAUCGGACACGUUGUACUUUGUAAAAUAAAAUGAGAGCUUAGUUGAUUUGGAUGUGAAAAUCUAAAACCUCAGUCUAGUGACAUUUAAAAGAUAUAAAACCGCAAACUGAAAUAGAUGAAAAAUUAACCAAGACCUCCAGUGGCCGAAGGGGUGCAGCUGCUAAAAAAAAUGUGUAUGAAAAACUCUACAUCAGAAUUUAAAACCCCUCGACAAAGCUAUCUGCGCUAUCUAUGGAUCAACCAUCAUAGGUGUAUCACCAAUCGUUUCCAAAAAAUCGCACUCAAAUCAGUUCUAUGUUUGUGAGCCACGAUGACAUAUAUAGACACACCGAUUUUUGUGUUUGGGGGAUAAAAAGGCACCUAACGAUAGUUAAUUGGUAAAUGUAUAAGAAUCUCAAUCGGUGUGAAGUUGGUUGAAAUGUAUCUACUGUGUCAUAUCAGAUAGAGUAGAUAGGUAUUCAUUGGGCUAUCUGUUCAAAAAUUCGAAUUUUCUAGACUAUCUCUAAUUAGCUUUGCAUUAUCUUGGAAUAAAUAAUAUUAAUACGUAGCAAAAUUAUAUUUUUAAAUAAUAUAUAAAUGUAAUUUGGGAUUAGUGGGUAUCUCAACCUUUAUCGUUCUGAUAAUAAGCUGAGAUUUUUUUCAUUAAACAUACAUUAUGUUAUCUUUCUGUAGUUUACCAAAGAUAAUCGAAAUACCUUUAUUACCAAAAUAGCACACUCCACUAGAAGUAGCAUAAACAAUCAUAAGGUGCUCUAACGAUCAAAGGUACGGAUCAAUUUAGUUGUCCAGUACCAAAGUAUUACUUAUGUAAAACCUGGAUUUCAUUAACUAAGAAAUUACAGCGAAACUGACGAAAUUAGUAAUACUUUAAAAUUUAAAACUAACAUAUUGUAACGAAAUUUAUAAAUUUUCAAUUUUCGCAAAAAAGGUUAUGUGCAGAUAUCGGAUAUAUUGGCGAGAUUGAGGCGCUCAAAAAUAUCAGAACACGAGAUGUGCAUAUUACAAGAUUGAGCCCCUUGUAUAGUGUAGAUAUUUUUGAUGGCAUUCUGUAUUUCACCAGAAAUACUUUUAUGUAUUCUGUAGGGUAAAAGAUACCUAUACAGAUGUAGUGCAUAAUUAUUUUCCAUCGUAUUUUCACGGAAACAUACGAAUGUGUCUUGCUAUUUCAGUCAGUCUCGGACAAAAACUACUGAGGUUGACUGAAGUAGCGUGACAAAUACGAACCUUUCCGGGAAAAUACGAUGGAAAACAAUUAUGCACUACAUCCGUCGCUUCCCGUACUUAAGUGGCUUCGAUCAAUAAAACGAAUGUUUAGAGUGCUAGAGAAGUAGGGACAUGUAUGGACUGAGAUAUAACGAGCUAAUAACAAAGGUUGUCUCAUGAACUAUGUAUUUACUAUUUAGCCACUUUGCUUUUUGUUAUUAUUAUUUUAUUAUUGAGUGGAUCAACUUUUUUGUCUCCUGUGUCACUAUUUAAACCUAUAGAUUUAAAAGAUUUUUAUUUCACUAGAAAAUAUACAUUUUUGUGUUAAUUUUAGUCGGUUCCAUCACGAACUGCCAUGCGUUUGAUAGACUAAGUUACUAUUGUCUCCUGGGUAACGGGACAGAAUAUCAACAAUAUAAAUAGUUGAUUCACCCAAUUAGCCAACAGUUAUUAAUACUACAGUUGAUAACCCUUUGCAAUUACUUACUAUUUAGAUGAGUAUUAUUCAAUAUUAUUUAUACUCUAAUGGCAAGCUUGCUUCUAAAGCAAAUUUAAACACAUUUGAUUUCCUGUUAAGUAUAUUUUUGUAUUAUUAUAAUUUCAUGUUAGCAGUAAGCAAUAGCCUACCUACCAAAAAGAAUGAUAUCCGAAUUAAUUUGCAGUCAGUAUUAAAUACAUAGAUACCAGUAAAAUUUAUUUACAGACACGCAUGAAAGUUUUAGAAUAUAAACAUAUUUUUUAUUAUUAUAAAUAAUUUAUAUUUUGAUUCUGUUUGUAUAGCCGCGCUCGUUGCAAUUCUUAUGUACUCAAGUAGCUAACGCAAUAUAUUAGUGUUCAUUAGCAUAGGUACGAAGAUUUAGCAUAGUGUUAGUGAUGCGAAAACCGAUGCUAGUCCGGAUAGGUCACACCUAGGCUAAAGGCGCCAAAGUUUAUUUAUUCACAUCACUAAGCUUGUCACAGUACUAGUAUUGCAAGCAGUAACCGGACUUCCGCCUUUUGACCGCCACAGUCGGUCAUAGCCGGCAAAGAACAGUAUAAAUUUGAACCUUGAUACGUUGUUAUAAAGUUUACUAAUGCGUGUUAUAUAAAAUAGUCGUGGCCGUCAAAAGUUUAAAAUCCACCUUCGUGGUAUAAUUUAAAAAAAAUGCUUGGAAUACUUUUACUGACAAUCAAAAUUAGAGUAUGAUAAUUAAUUAUAUUUUAUUUACAGUAAAACUUAAUUCUGAUUACUUACAGCAAAUUGAUAUGUUUCGAUUUAAAAUUAUAAUAGACAUAAUAAAUUUACGAAGUAAAAUUGUACUUUAAAAUUGUACUUAACUAAUUGUACCUAAGCAUAUAAGAAAAUUGUAUUUACUGUAAACAAGUAUUUUUAGAAAUUUCCAUUAAAUGUGCAUUUUACCAAUUCAUCUAUUGAUUCGAGCUGUGGAGUUCAAUUAUUUAAGUACAUGAAAAAAGAGAUACAUGAUGGACAGAUUUUAUUAAAAUUUGUAUAAUCUUCAUCAAAAUGUCUUUGAAUUCCGUAUUAAUAAAGGUUUUAUGCUAAAAUUAUACUUUUGCAGGAGUUAAGUGUCAGUGGUGCAGGACACCAUUUUGAAUAACAUGGAUCAGUCUACAUGUGCAUAAAUAUGUACUUUCCAAAAAAAAUAUAGGUAUUUAAAUUAUACUUUUAGCAAUGUUUGCCAAGCUUUCCUCAAAAUACAAAUGAUAUAAAUAUUAUAUAAACCUAAACUGCUUUUUUAACAAUAUUUAAUACCUAUUUGGCUAUUUCAAUAAUUUAUUGGCUUGAUUUAUUUUUAAUUGAAUAUUCAUAAUUUAAACUACCUAACAAUAUGUAUACUCAAUGUCGAAGAAAUAUUUUAUAAAACAUGUUUUCCAUGAUUUGAUCUCCGUUAUUAUUUUAUUUGUAGGUAUAUGUAUAAUAUCAUGAUAAACAAAUUGAAUUAUUUUUAUGUCUUGAAAUAUUGGCCGAGCUUUGUAAUUGAUUCUUACUCCUUUGACGUGCCAUAUGCAUGAAACACUUUGAUUUGUUACCGUAAUGUUUUAGGCAUAAAUAUUACACUAUGUUUAAUGAAGCUUUGCUCCGCCGAGUACAAAAUGAUGAAUUUAGUAUCCACCAGAAAUUUUAUCUCAUAAGUACUGUGAAAUAUAUUUUGAGCUAAUAAAUUAAACAUUUCA